This is a messenger RNA of Paralichthys olivaceus (Japanese flounder), 2911 nucleotides long. RefSeq names its product solute carrier family 5 member 6 (gene slc5a6b). The record is from RefSeq and is a predicted model, not a curated record. Gene Ontology annotation, molecular function: sodium-dependent multivitamin transmembrane transporter activity. Lineage: Eukaryota; Metazoa; Chordata; Actinopteri; Pleuronectiformes; Paralichthyidae. Gene Ontology annotation, biological process: sodium ion transport; pantothenate transmembrane transport; biotin transport. Gene Ontology annotation, cellular component: membrane.
GGACGCAUUUUGGCUGUGUCCGAAAUCGCUAACUUAUCAUUACACAGUCCAAUAAAGUGAAGUGGGUGGUUUCGGACUAGCCAUUGUCGCCUGAGGAACAAUUUCCCUAUAUGCUGAACUGUCCGAGGAGCACGUGAAUGCAGCUGACUGACUAACCCGCCUACAUGUUUAACUUCGUCCCGGAAGUGGAUUUGAAACCUCCUGAUCGCGUGGUGUCGUGAGAUGAGAUGAGAGGAGGAGGUUUAUAUCAGACCUCAUGAACACGACUCAUGAGCUAGAGGACAUCAGACUUCUAGAAGUAGAAAGUUGUGUUUUAUCUUCUCCUCUUGUUCGGUCGAGUGGUUACGUCAGUAACGUUGCUCUCUUGAACACAGCUCAGUAAAACGCAUGGCGCCACAGUCUGGUCACAGCUGAGCUGACAUGUAAAGGGCUGCUGGACUCUCCUGGCUGAUGGGUGUGGACGAAGACGCUUCUCAUCCGUCUGACUGCGGGAGGAAGAAACCUCCAGCUGCAGCCAGGAGACAAUCACAAUGGACCCCUCCGACCACAAGCACUUCACGGUUAUAGACUAUGUGGUAUUUGCCGUCUUGCUGGCUGCUUCUAUGGGCAUCGGCCUGUACUACGCUCUGUCCGGUGGCCGUCAGCGCACCACACAGGAGUUCCUGAUGGCAGACAGGAACAUGCACUGUCUUCCGGUUUCCCUGUCGCUCAUCGCCUCGUUCCAGUCCGCUGUGGCGAUCAUCGGCGUACCGGCGGAGAUCUACACACACGGCACCCAGUACUGGUUCAUCGGCUGUGCCUACUUUCUGGGUCUUCUCAUUCCAGCUCAUGUUUUCAUUCCAGUGUUCUACAGACUGAGGCUCUCCAGCACCUACCAGUAUCUCGAGCUGCGCUUCAGUAAAGCAGUGCGUAUCUGUGGAACUUUGACCUUCAUCUGUCAGAUGGUUAUCUAUAUGGGAGUCUGUGUGUAUACUCCUGCCUUUGCACUAAAUGCAGUUACUGGGUUUGAAUUGUGGGGAACAGUGCUGGCCACUGGGCUCGUGUGCACACUGUACACAACGAUGGGUGGCUUGAAAGCCGUCAUCUGGACGGACGUCUUUCAGACUGCUGUUAUGUUUGCGGGGCAGCUGGCUGUCAUCGUGGUCGGGGUGCAGAAGACUGGAGGGGUGUCGGAAGUUUGGAGGAAAGUCGGUGAGGGAAACCGCAUCUCUGGUCUCGACCUGAACCCAGAUCCUACAGAGAGACACACAUUCUGGACUCUGGGGGUCGGCGGGGUCUUCCUCAUGCUGUCCCUCUACGGAGUGAACCAGACUCAGGUGCAAAGAUAUCUCAGCUCCCGCACAGAGAAGGAGGCUGUCAGGUCCUGCUACAUGGUGUUUCCCUCCCUGCAGCUGGCUCUGGCUCUCAGCUGUGUGAUGGGGCUGGUCAUGUUUGCACGUUACUGUGGAGAGGAUCUGUCCGAUAAACUUGGCCCCUCCUCCACAGAUGCAAUGGUCAUAUACUUUGUGAUGGAUAUGCUGCAGGGUCUGCCUGGACUGCCCGGACUGUUUGUUGCUUGUUUAUUUAGUGCAGCUCUCAGCACCAUCUCCUCUGCCUUCAACUCUUUGGCCACUGUGACAAUGGAAGACCUCAUCAAACCUCAUUUUCCAGCCAUGACGGAGGCCAGAGCACUCCUGCUGUCCAAAUCUUUAGCUAUGUCCUAUGGGCUGCUGUGUCUGGCCAUGGCCUAUCUCACUCACCUGAUGGGUGAUUCAGUUCUGCAGGUGGCUUUAAAGAUCUUCGGGAUGGUCGGGGGGCCUAUUCUGGGUUUGUUUUCUCUCGGGAUCUUUUUCCCCUGGGCCAACUCCACUGGAGCGUUAGCAGGUCUGGGCGCCGGCCUCUCCGUGGCUUUCUGGGUCGGCAUCGGGAGCAUAUUCACUCGUAGCCCCGGCACGAGGCCGCUGCCGCCUGACUGCAGAGUUGACCUUCUGUCAGACAACAUGACUGCUGUCAUUCAGACAGCAAUCAGCAGGAAUAUGAGCCGACCCUCUGGAUUGAAGAGGUUCUAUUCACUGUCUUACAUGUGGUACAGCGCCUUUAACUGCUUCACAGUCAUUGUGAUAGGACUGAUCAUCAGCUUUCUCACAGGUCCUAUGAAAGAGGAGGAUUUGACACCAGGCACAGUCUUUCCCUUGUUGGGGAAACUGCUGUGUUUUCUACCUGAACACCUGAAAAAGAAGCUGUGCUGUGUGACUCCACUGGGACACACACUCUCAUCACAACGAACGCAGCCUCCGCAGUGCAAAGAAAGUAACGGGUCGGCCUUCCGACAAGAGGACGGACCAACAGAGGAAGAGACAGAGAGCUUUCUUCCUGAUGCUUACACGUCUUAUGUGGAGCAUGAAACAGCCGUGUGAUGAAGUCUCGCAUGUCGGGUUAGAAAACUUCUUCAGACAAAGCACUUGGCCAAACAACACAAUCGUAUACUGUUGAAUUUGUGGUUAGUGAUGUAAUUCAGAUUUGCCAUGUCUAAUGCUGCUGCGAGGUGAAAGCUAAACAAUCUUUAUUCAGAAGUUGUUCUUUUUUAAAUCUACUACCAUCUUCAUGUGUUCAAGAAAAGACGUACGAGUGCAGCUGAGCCUCACAUUUGACUGAUUGAUUGACUGAUAAUCACAUGUUUGAUUUUCAUACUGUAUCUGUCGACCUCAGGUGCACGAUCACUGUUUCACAUGUCCGAACAUGUAAAGAUGCUGCUGUUAGAGAAUCAACACCCAGUGGAGGUUAGAUCAGCUGAAAUGUUUUAUAAGUGGAUUUUGUACUUGACUGUCACUACUGCAGCUUUAUGAAUGUUAUGAGUGGAGUCUCGCUUUAAUGCAGCUAAAACUGGAAAAAAACAACCUUUUGUAAGAAGGAAUAAAGAUUUUGUAUUUAA